AUGAAAUUCCAUAAUUUGCUAGGACGGUGUAUCGUCCCAAGCAUUGUCCUGCUUCCAGCGUCCGCACAAUCAGCUCAUGAUCUUCUUGAUGCUGUACUAAACCCCUCCCCAGAGUCACUACACUAUUCGUCCUACUCUUCCGCAAUCUAUUUCAACGCUACGCUUUUCAACCAAACGCCAGUAGCUCCCACGAACUACGACAGACUCGAAGCAUCUGCUAAGGAGAUCCUGCCUCGAAAUGCUUAUGACUACGCAGCAGGAGGAGCUGGUCUUGAAAAGACAGUUGCGUCCAACCGUCAAGCCUUCGACCAGGUAACGUAUUCCACAUCUCCCACCUCUCUACAUCAUAUUAACUGUCCUUUGAAGUGGAAUAUACUUCCACGCGUGAUGCGCCCCGUUCUUCCCGCCCGCAACCUUAGCAGAGUAAUCUUCAAUCGCACGCUUCCAGCGCCAAUCGUUAUGGCACCCGUGGGAGUCCAAACGCUCUUCCAUCCAGACGGCGAACGCGCUACAUCCAAAGUUUUCGGUGAAGAAGGGCUUCCAUUCACCUUAAGCACGGCUUCUAGCACCGGUUUCGCCGACGCCGCAACUUCAAACGGUGAGGGCAACCCGCGGUGGUACCAGCUAUAUUGGCCAUCUGACGAUGACCUCACACGCUCGUACCUUCGCACCGCCCUCGCAGAGGGGUACGAAGUUCUUGUCCUCACAGUGGAUACGUGGGACUUGGGCUGGCGAACACGGGAUUUAGAUCGUGGGUAUUUUCCAUUUGCUGGAGGUGUUGGGGUGCAGAUUGGGUUGGAAGAUCCCGUCGCACACGAGCAACUUGGGUUCAAUGCGCUUGCGCCCAAUGCGACUGCAGAGCAGCUGCAGAUGGCUUCGCUUUAUCACGUUAUCGUCACUUCAAGAGGGAUCAGUCCGGUCUGGGAGAAUUUGUGGAAGUUGAGGGAGGUUUGGGGGGACAAGCCGAUUGUAUUGAAGGGUGUGCAGAGUGUUGAGGAUGCAGAAUUGGCGGUUAAGUGGGGGCUUGAUGGCGUCAUUGUCAGUAAUCAUGGUGGUCGCCAGAUUGAUGGUGCGGUGGGCUCACUGACCACACUUCCCGCUAUUGUCGAAGCGGUGAAGGGUAAACUGACGGUUGGAUUCGAUGGCGGCAUUCGGACAGGUGCUGACAUCUUUAAGGCCCUUGCGCUCGGCGCAGAUUUUGUACAACUUGGUCGCCCAAUACUUUGGGGACUAGCUCAUGAGGGGGAGCGAGGUGCAAGACACGUGCUCAAAAGUCUGCUCGCUGAAUUUGAGCUCACGGUCGGAUUGAGUGGAUGCCAAAGUCUGACAGAGGUCACGAAGGACCUCAUAGUUAAGACUGAGGGAUAA
Molecule: messenger RNA, 1368 nt
Organism: Periconia digitata
Lineage: Eukaryota; Fungi; Ascomycota; Dothideomycetes; Pleosporales; Periconiaceae
Source: the annotation of a GenBank genome assembly